Molecule: messenger RNA, 651 nt
Organism: Momordica charantia (bitter melon)
Lineage: Eukaryota; Viridiplantae; Streptophyta; Magnoliopsida; Cucurbitales; Cucurbitaceae
Product: cypmaclein
Source: RefSeq, a predicted model, not a curated record
AUUGCACCCCACCUUCACAUCUUAGCAGAGGCAUUAUUUGGGCAUAUCUUCUUCACAAAUGAAGCCAAUCAGUUUCCUUUUCAUUCUCCUUCUCCUUCUAUUUCUCCUCCAGGCUUUAUCAGAGGCUUCUCCCUCUUACAGUACUGUGAAUAAAGGGAGUAACAGGGUAGCUGUGGACAAAAAACAUCAGCAAAGUCCAAAAAUAAAUUGCAAGUAUGCGUGCUCAAGGCGAUGCAUGAAGGCGUCGAGAAAGAAAAUAUGUAUGCGCGCGUGUGGAAGUUGCUGCAGCCGAUGCCACUGCGUCCCGCCCGGCACGUACGGCAACCACCAGCUCUGCCCUUGCUAUGCUCGCCUCAAGACACACGCCAACAAGCCCAAGUGCCCCUAAAUUAAAUACACACUCCAAUUUCACAUAAUACUAUGGAUCCACUGUGGACUCAUUCUGCACUAUUUUCAUUUAUGUUAAAUACUGUUAAAAAUUCAGUUACUGUUGUGAUCCAAUUGGUACCCAUUUUAGUAUUAUAGGGUAUUGACGCAGUAGCAAGAUCCAAAUUCGAGCCCUCCUGUGUUGAGAAAUAAAAAAAGGAGGAGAAUUUGUAUCCAUUUAAAUUUAAGAUGAAAUGUAUGUCAUAUCCUUUACGUAUUAUAAAA